AUGAACGGCGAUACCUAUUCUUCCAGGGACUCUGGACGCUCUCGCGAUUAUUAUCGCGACGAGCGACGAGACCGAGACCGAGGUGACCGUGCCGAACGGGGUGACCGUGCCGAACGAGGAGACCGUGCCGAACGAGGAGACCGUGCUGAUCGCGGCGAAAGAAGACGCUCACGAUCGCCUCACCACGGCUCCCGUGGUGAUUCCCGCCGCGAGCGCGAGCCUAACUCCUACUCAUCCAGCCGCGACUACCGUGCCCGUGAACGUGAAGACCGCUACUCCGGUCGACGUGAUGACAGAGAUUGGGACCGUGGUGACCGUGCUGAGCGUGGCGAACGGGGCGAACGCGGCGAACGUGGAGGUGACCGGGGCGAUCGCCGGCGCCGGGACUUUGACGACAGACCCCGUCGGGACUUGUUUGAUGACCGACGAGGUGGUGGCCGAGGUGGAGACCGUGGAGAUCGAGGAGACCGUGGAGACCGUGAGAGAAGAGAGCGAAAGAGAAGCGCCACACCUCCGCGGCGCAAGGAGCCUACUCCCGACCUGACAGAUGUGCCUUCUGUGCUGGUCCGGCAACGUCGUUUGACUCAAUGGGACAUCAAGCCUCCUGGAUAUGAGAAUGUCACGGCCGAGCAAGCAAAGAUCUCAGGAAUGUUCCCUCUUCCCGGAGCUCCUCGCCAGCAGCCUAUGGACCCCAGCCGCAUGAAGGACUUCCUGAACCCUCCCACUGGCGAGAGUGAAAACGCUGCCCUCAAGCCUUCCAACUCCCGCCAAUCUAAGCGUCUCUUCGUGUACAAUCUCCCUCCCAGUGCCUCGGGCGAAAGCAUCAUUUCCUUUUUCAAUCUUCAGCUCAACGGUCUCAAUGUGAUCUCAAAUGUCGAUCCUUGCAUCUCAGCUCAAGUCUCCGAGGACAGGGCAUUUGCUCUCUUGGAGUUCAAGGAUCCCAAUGAUGCCACAGUUGCAUUGGCUUUCGAUGGAAUCACCAUGGCAGACAGCGGCGAGAAGGGUCUUGAUGUAAAGAGGCCCAAGGAUUACAUUGUUCCCACUGGCGCAGAACAGCCCUACCAGGAGGGUGUGCUGUUGAACGAAGUCCCCGAUUCACCCAACAAAAUCUGCGUUUCUAAUAUCCCCGUCUACAUCCCCGAGGAGCCCGUCACAAUGCUACUUAAGUCAUUCGGCGAGCUCAAGUCAUUCGUCCUGGUCAAGGAUGCCUCAACCGAGGAGUCUCGGGGCAUUGCUUUCUGUGAAUAUGCCGACCCAGCUGCCACUCCCAUUGCCGUGGAAGGAUUGAACGGCAUGGAACUAGGCGAUCGCCGCCUCAAGGUCGUUCGCGCCAGCAUCGGAACCACCCAAGCUUCCGGCCUGGAUAUGGGCGUCAACGCCAUGCAGAUGUUCGCCAAGACCACAUCCCAAGACCUGGAGACGACCCGCGUCCUGCAACUCCUCAACAUGGUCACACUCGAUGAGCUCCUCAACGACGAGGACUAUGAAGAAAUCCGCGAAGACGUAGGCGAGGAAUGCUCCAAGUUCGGAACAGUCCUCGCCCUCAAGGUCCCCCGCCGCGGCCACGGCGCCGGAAAGAUCUACGUCAAGUUCGACAAGGCCGAGUCGGCCACCGCCGCCCUGAAGGCUCUGGCCGGACGGAAGUUCUCAGACCGUACGGUUGUUGCCUCUUACUUUGGCGAGGAGAACUUUGAUACCGAGGCCUGGUAA
Penicillium antarcticum is the source of this 1710-nucleotide messenger RNA. RefSeq names its product splicing factor u2af large subunit. Gene Ontology annotation, biological process: mRNA processing. Gene Ontology annotation, molecular function: poly-pyrimidine tract binding; pre-mRNA 3'-splice site binding. The record is from RefSeq and is a predicted model, not a curated record. Gene Ontology annotation, cellular component: nuclear speck; U2AF complex; commitment complex. Lineage: Eukaryota; Fungi; Ascomycota; Eurotiomycetes; Eurotiales; Aspergillaceae. The transcript has 5 exons. The coding region runs from base 1 to 1710 and encodes 569 amino acids.